Dentiscutata erythropus is the source of this 822-nucleotide messenger RNA. NCBI's taxonomy places the organism in Eukaryota, Fungi, Glomeromycota, Glomeromycetes, Diversisporales, Gigasporaceae. The record is from the annotation of a GenBank genome assembly.
AUGACAACGAAAGCAGAAAUUGAUAUUGAAAUUAUACAAAGCAUCAAUCCAGAAUUAAGCGAGUUCAUAGAAGGGACGACCAAUGUUGCUAAUAACGCAUUAUCAUCUGUUGUUCCGAUACUCGGCAUUGUCACCUCUUUAAUAAAUGAUAUAUUUACAAUCCACGAGAAUACACAAUUCAAUAAGAAGAUAUCCCGAUUUAUAAUUAACCGCAUUGCAUCUGUCGAAACAAUCAUAAAAUCUUUAAAAUCACCGACCAAAUAUAGAGAAAAAUUUCAAGUUUUGCAACAUCAAGAAUCAUUUGUAAAAUUUCAAUCUACUUUGAGUAAGAUUAAACUAUUUGUAGAAACAGUGACACAGUUAAGGGCAUUUGAGACAUUUUUGCGUGCUACAAGCAUAAAGAAGAGUAUGAAUGAUCUGAAUUUUAUGAUGAUUAUCGUUUUUAAUGAACAACGAAGAAUUGAUAAUGAUAUUUUGACGGAUACUCUUACCAAAAUGAUUAAGGAGCCGCCACUUAGUCGCAAAUCAGAUCGUCGUGGUAAAUUAAAUCAAAUCAUAAAAAAGGUUUAUAAAGAUUCUAUCGAAGUAGCGUGCAAAUCACGUGACUCGGAGAAUCGAAGGUUUCGCCGUGAGUUAUUAGUUCUGGAAAAACUGGACGAAUGUAAGAGUAUUAGAAAAUUUUAUGGGCUUUCUGAGGUCGAUGAUAAAAAAGUUAUGAUUUUCGAGUGGGCCGAAAUGGGAAAUUUGAAAGAGGUCUAUAAUAGAGAACGCAUUUCUUGGAAUUUGAAAGCUCAGAAAUUUGCAAAGGGAUCAUGUUUUUAG